Molecule: messenger RNA, 1065 nt
Organism: Coturnix japonica (Japanese quail)
Lineage: Eukaryota; Metazoa; Chordata; Aves; Galliformes; Phasianidae
Gene: CEP19
Product: centrosomal protein 19
Biological process (GO): trans-Golgi to periciliary membrane compartment transport; microtubule anchoring at centrosome
Cellular component (GO): spindle pole; ciliary basal body; centriole
Source: RefSeq, a predicted model, not a curated record
UUGGAGCGGGCAGCCCGAAGGAGGAUGAGCCGCACGGCGCUGCAGUGCGGCGUCCGCUUCCAGCCGCCAUCCGUCAUCCUCAUCUACAGGGACAACGACAAGACCCGGCGGCGCAUCAUCCCCGUCAGGAACUUCUCCCAGUCCUCAGAUUGCGGCGUCGCUGCUGAGCAGCUGAAGAAUAACCCUCGGCACAAAGCCUACCUGGAAGGAGUGUCGCUGUGUCAGCUAAAGAAGCUGCACGUUCUGCUGAGAGGCCACCUGAGGGGAGAGAGCCUGGCUGAGAGCCUGGGGAAGAUUGAGCAGGAGCAGAACAUUGACCCCGAGGAGGACAUGAACAAACUGGACGAUGAGGAGUUAGCCAAAAGGAAACGCAUCAUGGACGAGCUCUUCGAAAAGAACAGGAAGAAAAAGGACGACCCGGACUUUGUCUAUGACAUCGAGGUGGAGUUUCCCCAGGAUGAGCAGCUGGAGUCCUGUGGAUGGGAUGGGGAGUCGUGUGAAGAAGUCUGAUUGCAGACCGAGAGGAGCUGGAUGGGCAGAAACAGAUCCCAUAUUCCUAGGAGAGAACAGUGCCAUCCUGCUCCCUCCACUGCAGCAUCUCCUGUUGGUGUGGCUUGAAAUUGGCCAUGGAGAAUCUGAGGCCUAAGAUAUUCCAGCAGUUUCAGGUUUAUAUGCAGUGUAAGGAGCUGAACUGAGAAAGCUGAAACGAGACAGCUGAACUUGGUGGCUGUUUUACUCAUUUCCAACGUAGGAGUGCCCCAAUUUAACUAAUUUAUCUUUCCUUUGUUUCCAUCUGGCUGAAAACCUCACCAUGUUUUCCUGUGAUUUCUCUUCAGCUUUAUCUGAAAAUGAAAUGUUAAGUAUUUACAUCUUGGAAGCAAUAAUACACUUUAUUGGGUGCCUGUGGUGUUUAUCACCACCUCGGUUGGAAUGUGAAAUAUACGUUUGGAUACAUCAGUGUCUCAUUGAGGAUAUCACUCUCACCUUCCCUCAGUAGAGGCCACGUUUGCCAUUUCAGGUUGCACAGGUUAAAUCCUUCAUUAAAAAACCUGAGCAUUUCAAAAA